This is a messenger RNA of Ectocarpus siliculosus, 387 nucleotides long. The record is from the annotation of a GenBank genome assembly. Lineage: Eukaryota; Phaeophyceae; Ectocarpales; Ectocarpaceae.
AUGAUUGAGGAAGUGGUUGAGGUUCGGAACAACCACAGCCGAUACUCUCGAGGCCAGAUUUUAGCCCUGGUCGCCGCAACGCUGCCAGGAGCCGCCACUGCUUUGCGGACCCGUCACCGCCAAAUGGUGACCGGCUUGCUAGCGGGCAGCUUCGACCCGAACUUGCCGACUCGAGACGGCCGGACCCCGCUCCACCUCGUUGCUCUCACCGGGAAGAAAGCGCUGGUGUUGAGCUUGCUAGAGCACGGUGCCACCAUGGACGCACGGUACGCAACGGGUGAGUCACCACGUGUCGAGGCCUCCUACAAAGUCAAGCAAGCUAUCGUGGAGACCCUGCUCUCCAAGGGGGCUGCCGCCAACCUCCGAGGAACCGUUCCGCUGUACUAG